Messenger RNA from Gastrolobium bilobum, 2170 nucleotides. RefSeq names its product cytochrome P450 86A22-like. NCBI's taxonomy places the organism in Eukaryota, Viridiplantae, Streptophyta, Magnoliopsida, Fabales, Fabaceae. The coding region runs from base 125 to 1735 and encodes 536 amino acids. The record is from RefSeq and is a predicted model, not a curated record. Gene Ontology annotation, molecular function: iron ion binding; oxidoreductase activity, acting on paired donors, with incorporation or reduction of molecular oxygen; monooxygenase activity. The transcript is spliced from 2 exons.
GCUUCCCCUCACAUACAACUCACAAUAAGGCCUCUCUCUACGGUGAAAGAGGGUGAGAAGAGGAGUUAAUUUUCCGGUGUUGGAAGGUGCAACUAAUAAAGGUACAUUUGGGUCCUUCAAGCACAUGGAUACAGCAACGGCUUUAAUGGUGCUAUCAGCAAUAGCAGCCUAUUUAAUAUGGUUCUCAAUCAUCACUCGUUCACUCAAAGGUCCACGUGUCUGGCCCCUAUUGGGUAGCCUCCCGGGUCUCAUCCAGCACGCUAAUCGCAUGCACGACUGGAUCGCUGACAACCUCCGCGCGUGUGGAGGCACGUACCAAACCUGCAUCUGCGCCAUACCCUUCCUCGCCAGGAAAGAAUGUCUCGUGACCGUCACGUGCGACCCCAAGAAUCUCGAGCACAUCCUCAAGCUGCGCUUUGACAAUUACCCAAAAGGCCCCACGUGGCAGGCCGUGUUUCACGACUUGCUCGGCGAAGGAAUCUUCAACUCGGACGGAGACACGUGGCUGUUCCAGCGUAAGACAGCCGCACUGGAAUUCACCACACGAACCCUGCGCCAAGCCAUGGCGCGCUGGGUGAGCCGAGCCAUCAAGCACAGGUUCUGUCCAAUCUUAGCCGCGGCUCAGGAAGACAAUAAGCCAGUCGAUCUCCAAGACCUCCUGCUUCGGCUCACUUUCGACAACAUAUGCGGCCUGGCUUUCGGUAAGGACCCACAGACUCUCGCCGUGGGUCUUCCCGAGAACGGCUUCGCCGUGUCUUUUGACCGCGCCACCGAAGCCACACUACAGCGCUUCAUUUUGCCCGAAAUCGUGUGGAAAGUAAAGAAGUGGCUUGGGCUUGGAAUGGAAGUGAGCCUGUGCCAAAGCCUCGCACACAUCGACCACUACCUCUCCAACAUCAUCAACGACCGAAAACUUGAAUUGCAGAACAAACAACAGACUGGCAGUGGGGCCCUCCACGACGACUUGCUCUCACGAUUCAUGAAGAAAAAAGAAUCCUACUCGGACGAGUUCCUCCAACACGUGGCACUCAACUUCAUACUCGCUGGACGGGACACGUCAUCAGUGGCGCUUAGCUGGUUCUUCUGGCUCUGCACCCAAAACCCUAGGGUGGAGGAAAAAAUCCUGAUCGAGCUCUGCACCGUUCUCAAGGAGACACGUGGCGAUGAUGUCUCCAAGUGGAUGGAGGAGCCUCUGGUUUUCGAGGAGGUUGAUCGCUUGGUGUACCUCAGGGCGGCGCUGUCGGAGACGCUUCGGCUUUACCCGUCGGUGCCGGAGGACUCCAAGCACGUGGUGAACGACGACGUUUUGCCAAGCGGGACUUUCGUUCCGGCGGGUUCGUCUGUGACGUAUUCCAUUUACUCGGUUGGGAGGAUGAAGUUCAUUUGGGGCGAGGACUGCCUUGAGUUCAAGCCGGAGCGGUGGCUCUCCGCCGACGGCGACAGGAUUCAGCUGCAAGAUUCUUACAAGUUUGUUGCGUUCAAUGCGGGACCCAGGAUUUGCUUGGGAAAGGACUUGGCCUAUCUGCAGAUGAAGUCCAUCGCCGCCGCGGUGCUGCUGCGCCACCGCCUCACGGUGGCUCCUGGACACCGUGUGGAGCAGAAGAUGUCGCUGACACUGUUCAUGAAGUACGGGCUGAGGGUGAAUGUGCACCCCAGGGAUCUCAGGCCGGUGAUGGAAAAGAUAACAAACAAGGGUGACUCCUGCCGUAAAGAAUCUCCAGUUAUAAUGGCAUAAAUGAAGCUUGCUCAAAAGGGGUUUUUUUGAUUUACGCAAAAUUUGCGUAAUAUAAAAUUAAUCACAUGAUGGUGUGUAGUUAAAUAAUUAUAAAUCAUAAAAAUGAUUAUGUAUUACAUAAAGUUUAUAUAGUUAUUUAAUAUUAAAUGAUGGUGUGUCAUUUCUUUUAUUUUAAUUUACACAUUUUGUAUAAAUAGAAUUUACUCUAAAAUUUCUUAUUUGAUAUUAUGUAUACUAUAUAUUCUCUUGAAGUUAAAUAAAUAGUAAUGCUGGAGAUUAUCUUUGUGCUGAAAUUUUUCAUGACGGUGCCUUCGUAAGUAAGUACUACGGCAACUGUUUGGUGCUACCAAUAAAGGCUUUCCUGGCUAUAUGUAUAGUUUUGUAAUUUGGGUUUCUUUUUUUUUUCUUUUUCUGUUUUGGAUGACUGUAAUUUGG